AUGGUAUCUUCAGGACCACACAGCGUACCCGAAGCGGUGCCAUUGCAUCGAGAAGUGGCUCAGGAAUUGCAGGAGUGGAAACCUCGCGAUCUUAGCGGUCUUUUCAACGAUAUACGGGGCCAUUUCAGUCAAACCUUGACGGAGGCUGUUGAAGAGGGGAACAUGAUGGACAAGACGGUUCUGGCUUUAAGUGAAGCUUACAAAGACUUCCAGACGCUGCAGCAACGCCAAAGCAUACUUGCUUCGCGCGUCAGUGAUACCCGGGCUCGCUAUGUAGCCAGUUGCAACGAAUUGCCAGAAGUGACAUGGGAAAAUUGGGAUAUGUAUCGAGAAGGUGCUUUGCAAGCACCCCAGCUGCACCAGGUGUUUGCAGAAACUCCCGGUCGCAAUCCUACGGUAUCGAAAGACCAGACUUCGAUCUUGUUCCACGCUAUACCUUACAUUUUACGUGACCCACACAGCGUAGUACCGGACCCUAAAUCUAACGACGACGAUGAUGACGAUGAACUACAAAUUGCUGGAGGUCGCAUCGAAUUGACUUGCCCGAUUACGUGCAAGCCAUUUGAGAAACCCAUGGUUUCCCGCAAGUGCGGCCAUGUUUUCGAAUUCGAAGGUUUCCAGCAGUAUCUACAAGGCCAGCCAAGUAAAGAUUGUCCGAUUCCAGGGUGCGAUCAAAAACUCUCAGGUCGCGACCUGGUUCCAGAUCAAGUUAUGGAAAUGAGAUGUCGAGUGUCGAAGGUUCAAGAGACUCACAAAGCUAAAAAUGAAGCUUUUUCAAUUCCCACGCUGUGA
Messenger RNA from Lachancea lanzarotensis, 792 nucleotides. RefSeq names its product LALA0S05e01222g1_1 (gene MMS21). Gene Ontology annotation, cellular component: Smc5-Smc6 complex; nucleus. Bases 1 to 792 code for a protein of 263 amino acids. Lineage: Eukaryota; Fungi; Ascomycota; Saccharomycetes; Saccharomycetales; Saccharomycetaceae. Gene Ontology annotation, molecular function: SUMO ligase activity; zinc ion binding. The record is from RefSeq and is a predicted model, not a curated record. Gene Ontology annotation, biological process: protein sumoylation; double-strand break repair via homologous recombination. The transcript has a single exon.